GUAUAGCUGAUACUGCAGUCAAGAGAGGUCUUGUUCCAGUGACUGAGCGUGGAGGAACUGGAAUAGGCUCUUGCUCCUGAACUUUCUAGUCUGCACAAUGCGUGAAAUUGUGCAUCUUCAGAUUGGCCAAUGUGGAAACCAAGUUGGAUCUAAGUUCUGGGAAGUGAUAAGCGAUGAGCAUGGAAUUGAUAUCUCUGGAAACUACCAUGGGGAUUCUUCAGUGCAGUUGGAAAGAAUUAACGUGUACUUCAAUGAAGCUGUUUCCCAUAGGUAUGUGCCCCGUUCUAUCUUGGUGGAUCUGGAACCUGGAACUGUGGAUAGCGUACGGUCUAGCAAAAUAGGCCCUCUCUUUCGACCUGACAAUUUUAUUCAUGGUAACUCAGGUGCUGGCAACAAUUGGGCUAAGGGCCACUAUACAGAAGGAGCUGAGCUGAUUGAGAACGUGAUGGAUGUGGUCAGGAAUGAGUGUGAGAGCUGUGAUUGUCUGCAGGGGUUUCAGCUCAUCCACUCUCUUGGAGGAGGCACAGGGUCUGGUAUGGGCACACUCCUCAUCAACAAAAUCAAAGAAGAAUACCCCGACAGGAUUAUGAACACCUUCAGCAUAGUGCCUUCACCCAAAGUUUCAGAUACAGUUGUAGAGCCGUAUAAUGCCAUACUGUCCAUCCACCAACUGAUAGAGAACACAGAUGAAACUUUUUGUAUUGACAACGAAGCUCUGUAUGACAUAUGCUUUAGAACCCUGAAGCUCCCCAGUCCCACUUACGGUGAUCUUAACCAUCUUGUUUCCCUGACUAUGAGCGGCCUCACCACCUCUCUCCGUUUUCCUGGUCAGCUCAAUGCAGAUCUGAGGAAGCUGGCUGUAAACAUGGUCCCUUUCCCUCGCCUACACUUCUUUAUGCCUGGAUUUGCUCCACUGACGGCCCGAGGCAGCCAACAGUACAGAACUCUUUCAGUGCCGGAGCUUACCCAACAAAUGUUUGAUGCACGGAACAUGAUGGCAGCCUGUGACCCUCGUCAUGGACGAUACUUGACUGUAGCAUGCAUCUAUAGAGGACGAAUGUCUACCAGAGAAGUGGAUGAAGAGUUGCUGGCUAUCCAGACUAAGAAUAGUAGCUACUUUGUGGAAUGGAUUCCUAACAAUGUAAAAGUGGCAGUGUGUGACGUACCUCCACGUGGCCUGAAGAUGGCAGCCACCUUUAUAGGCAACAACACAGCUAUACAGGAACUUUUCAGGAGAGUUUCUGAACAGUUCGCAGCUAUGUUCAAAAGGAAAGCAUUUCUCCAUUGGUAUACUGGUGAAGGCAUGGAUGAAAUGGAGUUUUCUGAAGCGGAAGGCAACACCAAUGAUUUAGUUUCUGAAUACCAACAAUACCAGGAUGCCACAGCUGAUGUAGAGGAAUAUGAAGAGGUUGAAGUGGAACAUGAAGAGGCAGAAGUGAAAACUAGCCAAGAACAGGAAGCAGUAAUAGUAACAUCAGAAAACUAUCCAACAGCAGUCUGAAUCCUGAUCUUAUAUAAAGCACCAACAGUUCCUAUCCAUGCAGCUGAAAGAACUCUUGCAAACUUAUCUAUUUCUAUAUUAAACCAAAAUAGCAUAAACAACAUUGAUUUUCACUUUGAAAUGAACCAUUAUGUUUUAGCUUUCUAAAUAAUUGCUGGUACUAAAACUUUCCUGAAAAGAACCUGGAGGGCAAGUUGUAGUGUGUCAGGCUUGCUCAAAAACUUACUUGAUUUAAAAAUAUCGUAGAUUCUGAAUAUAACAUAGUGUGUUGUGUGCAUCUUUGGAGUGGCAGUGACAACUCAUGGACUUGAGUGUUGACAUCAUAAGCUCUAAUUGUUAUAUUGUUUAUUUGUUUUAAGGUAAAUGUGGACAUAGGUGGUUUUUGUUCAGAAAUUUCUGAGCUUUUUAAAGCAAUCUUGUGGACCCACCAGGCUAUGAAAGCACAUCUUUGCCAUGCACACCAAGGAGCUGUUUGAGUCAGCUGGUACAGAAAAAAAGUUUACAAUGCCUUUUAGGACACUUGCUUGCGGAGUGAAAGGGGAACACCCCUGUUUAUGCCUGUGUGUGUGUGUACACCUUUUUUCAUAUAAUGGAGGAGCUUUUGGUUUCACAAUCUCUUCUGCAUUUCAGUUUUUAAUUUCAAAGUUUAGCUUGGUUUAUAUUAGUAGAUUUGUGAGCACUAUUUAGGAGUGGUCUUCGGUGGGGGGUUUUCCCAUAUUUAAAUGUAUGUCACUUUUUCUUCCUCUUUGGUCCAGUGAUAUAUAGUCGCAUGCAGCUGGUUUGAGAUGUUAAGCCUAUCAUAGAGGUCAGUAGUUUAUUAUAUUCAGGAUUAAGCUAGAAGCAACAAUGCCUCACCUCCAGGGGAAAAAAACAUUGCUAGGCAACUGUGUUUUUGCAUCUAUCCAACUAACACUAUUAUCUAUUUAUAUUUAUAAUAGCUACCACUAUGGUGUCUAGAUAUUUUCUAAACCAUCCUCACAUUUUUAUUUUAAAAAGUGGACAGUUUUAGUCAACUAAAUUUUACUAACUUGAAUAGGCUUUUGUUAAAAUGUUUUUUGCCUUGUCUAUUAAGUGUUUCAUUAAAGGAGAGGUAUCUUAAACAUUUAUUUCUCAUAAGUUACAGACAAAUCUGAACUUAUUUUAUGAUAUACACUAUUUAAAAUAAAGUCAAGACAAAAUU
Molecule: messenger RNA, 2681 nt
Organism: Gavialis gangeticus (Gharial)
Lineage: Eukaryota; Metazoa; Chordata; Crocodylia; Gavialidae
Gene: TUBB1
Product: tubulin beta 1 class VI
Exons: 4
Coding region: 98-1501 (467 amino acids)
Biological process (GO): microtubule cytoskeleton organization; mitotic cell cycle
Cellular component (GO): microtubule; cytoplasm
Molecular function (GO): GTPase activity; GTP binding; structural constituent of cytoskeleton
Source: RefSeq, a predicted model, not a curated record